Limulus polyphemus (Atlantic horseshoe crab) is the source of this 2203-nucleotide messenger RNA. RefSeq lists its product as uncharacterized. Lineage: Eukaryota; Metazoa; Arthropoda; Merostomata; Xiphosura; Limulidae. The transcript is spliced from 5 exons. Bases 247 to 972 code for a protein of 241 amino acids. The record is from RefSeq and is a predicted model, not a curated record.
UUUUAUAGGUUACUUAACUUUUUAAUUAUGCAGCAAUAACUGAUUCAAACGCUGAUUGGAUGACUAGUUAAUAAACUUCUGAAAUGACUCUCAUAUAAAUAUUUCAUUUCAACAAAUUCGGAGCCUGGAAAAAACAAAUCAUUAUUGUUCUCCUUUGACAACACGAGAUAAAUAAAAACAACUGUACGGUGAGAAAAGCCUUAGAGCUUGUAAGUAUUUCGCACGAUAAAAUGUCAAGUAUAUAUAAUGCCACACGUUUUAUGUGUAGCGGCCAGACUAUGGGAGAGGUGCAUAUAUAGCGAGUCCUGUAUAUUUAUCGACGAGAACACCAUUUGCACUGACGACGGAGAAUGUCGUUGUGGAGAGAGGUAUACAAUCAGCAACAGGGAUGGAGAAGAAACUUGUGUACUUGAUCAGACGAACUGGAUGUUCGAAAACUCUGAUGUUACUACCGUGAUAAUGGUGGUUUCUGCGGUCAUGAUAGCCACCGCACUAUUCUGCCUCGUCCUUAGACUCUUUAGCAGAGCACGAUUCGGGAGGAACAGAGCAGGGUUUGGCAACGCCGCAGCGCCCUCUGUGAUGUUAACAGAUAUGGAGGAAGCUCCAUCGGAUCCACACUCACGACGUCUAUCGAGAUGCAGCAGCAACAGUGAUUAUCUUCCUGGUUCAGGAAGAGCAAGUUACUCGAUGCUGGCGCCACCUGCAUCGGCAGGUUCACGUCGGUCGAGCUCCAUUUCUGUGCGUUCCCAGGGUUCCGUGCGAAGCCAUGCGUCAUCAUUUCGCAGCCAAUCAUCGUUCCGGAGUUAUCGUGGAGGGAGACGGGACUCUGUUAGACGAACUCGUUCAACACCAACAGAAGCUUCAACGUCAAAAUUUAAUCAUCCCAAACACACGAACAAAACUAAUCAAGAAGAUAAAGUGACAGCACCAUCGCAAGAAACACUAACUGACGCAGUACGAAAUGAUACAUAAAAACUGCUUUAUGUUCCAUUAAAAUAGGCCUAGAAGAAUCUUCAUGGAUUCAAAGAACUCUUACAUAUCAUUUCCCUCGAACAGCAGGGCAGUGAAACUAAACACAUUGCUACGUUAUAAACGAUAUCGUUUGAGAAUUUUACGAGCACAAAUUAUUAACUUCGUGAAAUUAAAUUAAUUUUUUUUAUUUUUAAGAUAACUCACAUAAAAAAGCUCAGGUAAAUAAAACACAAGAUAAAUUAAAUCUAAACCGUUACCUAACGUAGAUGUGUGGGGUGUCCCCGCUUAUAACUGGCGAUUCGCUAUACCCAUUGUCACCAAAUUUGAAGAGGGUAAUUCUUAGGUCCCUAGAAGUGAUUUGCGCCAUCUUUGGACUCAGUAGGAUAUCAGAACUACAGGUAAUAAUGGUAUUAGUUAUAAGUUAAACAUAAUAUAUAUUAAACGACAAUACUGGUUAUAUUAGAUAUCAGAACUACAGGUAAUAAUGGUAUUAGUUAUAAGUUAAACAUAAUCUAUAUUAAACGACAAUACUGGUUAUAUUUGAUAUCAGAACUACAGUUUUCAAAAAACGCUCGAUCACUAUCUUGACGAGGUUAAGAGUAAAAAUCCCAAUGACAUAUAUAAUUGUAACAACCGUGUGAUCUUGUUCAAACUAUACUCCUCGGCAUGUAAUGGAGCACGUAAAAAGUUCAAAUGAGGAUAAAAUGUAGGAAAAGUAAAGAGUUUAUAUUUUCCUUUAUGUUGACCUUCAGAUCGAAGAAAGUUAGAAAACUUCUUCAUGAAAAAUAAAGGUUGGAAUGGGUUGCAGAUAGUUUGUGUUAAACAGAUAUUUCUAGUUGAAACUCAAAAUAGAAGUCACUUAACGUGUCCUCACUCACUGAACUUCUAUCACUUGUUUGAGGUAAUCAAUAAGUUAUUUUCAAAACAACGGUUCCUGUAUUAAAAACAAACACCAGUUUAAGACGAGCCGCUUCCAGUUCAUUUUAACUUCUUCUAACACAUUUAAAAAACAAAAUAAUCACAGUGUUAAUUUACUUGGUAGGUGGAUCAAAGAAGAACAAAACUUAUUUUCUGUAUUACUCAUCCGAUACCUGAAACUUAGUAACACUUCUAUAUAACCGAGAAAAUCUCUGUUAGGCCUAACCUGAACUUUAAGCAAAACGACUUCAGACCUAAAGGCAAACUCCUACUAAAGUAGGCUUAGGUAUUUAGCGCUCACCACUUUCGACUU